Molecule: messenger RNA, 2226 nt
Organism: Fusarium venenatum
Lineage: Eukaryota; Fungi; Ascomycota; Sordariomycetes; Hypocreales; Nectriaceae
Product: pectin lyase fold/virulence factor
Molecular function (GO): polygalacturonase activity
Source: RefSeq, a predicted model, not a curated record
AUGUUGAAGCGAUUGGCUCUCUUUUCACUUGCCGCUGCUGGCGCUAGCGCAGCUCCACAGCAGAUCAAUUAUAGCACUCCUAAUGGCUUCUGGUACGCUGAUAUGGACCAUACAAGCGACUUCAGAGGCAAAGCCCCUUACGUUGCCGACUCCUACGAAGUAUUCAAGACAGUAACUGCCGGUGACGGCAAAGCCAUCCAGGAUGCCAUUGACUCGGGUAACCGCCACAAGAUGUGGCUCGCCUCAGAACCACGGGUCGUCUAUCUUCCUCCUGGUACAUACGAAGUUGAUAGUACUAUCACGCUUCGCACAGACACUAUACUCAUGGGAAAUCCAGCCGAUAUGUCGCUAACUUUUCUGACGCCUCCUAUUAUCAAACCUGCUACAGGUUUCAAAGACAUGUUCCUCGUCAAUGGUACGGAUCCAGCAGUUGGAAUAUCUGGUGAGAUUUCUUUUGCCGUUGGUGUGAAAAAUAUUAUUCUAGAUACUACCGCUGUCACUGCCAGCAGUGGGUUCACAGCGCUGUAUUGGGGUGUUGCUCAGGUUUGUCAACUACAAAACAUCCGAAUCAAGAUGCCCCCGGCUGGGAAGGAUUCAGGGCAUUCUGGCAUUAGACUUGGACGUGGCUCUACUCUCGGCCUCGCAGACAUUAGCGUCGAAAAUGGCAUGAGCGUCAAGUUCAUCCGCAAUACCAUUGGACUGCGCAUUGAUGGCGGUAACACUAUUACGGUGUUAAACCCCACGUUUGACACUGUUGGGACUCCUGUGAAGCAUAACUCAGGCGCACCGUUCGUGGGUAUCAUUGACGGAAAGUCAAUUAACUCUGGCAUCACUUUCGACUCCUCAAAUUAUCCAUCUGUCUUGAUCGAGAAUCUAUCCAAGGACACAGACUCUGAUGUGGUGAGAUUGCCUAGUGGUGUGGCCUUGGGAAAGGCUAGCCACGUCAACACCUUCACGUACGGAAACACAGUUGGACGAGACCCUGUGUACGGCGGUGAAACUUCUAACACUACCAGACCCGCAGCUAUUGCUCCCGGUGGUCGAAUUCCUGCUGUUGCGGCUCCUACAUAUGGAAACCAUCCAGUUGGUGAUUUCAUGAACAUCAAGGAUCCCAAGCAAAAUGGAGGUCAAGUCAUCAAAGGCGACGGCAAGGGGAACGAAGUUGAGGCUCUGACUGCUGCGCUUAAGUAUGCAGUUCAGAACAACAAGAUUGCCUACUUUCCGUUUGGGGACUAUCGCAUCGAGUCUACACUUACUAUUCCGAUCGGUUCCCGUAUCAUAGGGGAGGCAUGGGCCACAAUCUCAGCAGCCGGUGACUUUUUCAAGAACGCUAACGAUCCCAAACCGGUGGUACAGAUCGGUAGUCCCGGUGAUGUGGGCACAAUCGAAGUGCAGGACAUGCGGUUCACUGUCGCUGAUGUUCUCCCUGGAGCUAUUAUUCUCGAGGUCAAUGCGGCUGGCAGUAAGCCUGGCGAUGUGGCCAUUUGGAACUCGGUUAUUACCGUGGGUGGCACAUUAGGUGCAAAAGACUUAACCAACAACUGCCGCGAUGCUUCGAACCCUUGCCAGGGUGCCUACAUCGGCAUGCAUUUCACAAAGGAUUCUUCAGCCUACGUGGAGAACGUGUGGAAUUGGGUGGCUGAUCACAUCACUGAGGAAUUUGAUGGCGGGUCAAGCAUCGCUGGCAAGGGUGGUGCUCUUGUUGAAUCGACAAAGGGUACCUGGCUACACGCUUUGGGCAGCGAGCAUUGGUGGCUGUACCAACUCAAUCUGCGCAAUGCCUCCAACGUGGUUGUCAGCAUGCUUCAGACAGAGACGAACUACGAGCAAGGCGCAAAAGCAGAGAAGUUGAUGCCAAGCCCGUGGAACCCUGAUAAGGGAGGCUGGGGAGAUCCAGAUUAUGCCUGGUGUGGUAGUACCGACGGUUCCUGUCGCAUGGGAUUGUCGAAUUAUGUUAACGGCGGAUCCAACAUCUACUACUAUGGUUCAGCUUCAUGGGCAUUCUUUAAUGGACCUGGAUACCAGAGAUGUGAAGACGAAAUGAAAUGUCAAGAAUUCAUCCACUGGAUUGAAAAGACCCCGGAGAACUUGCAGAGUUUCGGCUGGUGUGCUAAGGCUUCCAGUGUUGCCCUGCGUUUAGGUAAUGGCGAUAAGAUUAUGACUCAGCCUGACUUCGGAGGCUCUUGGGGAAGCCUUGUCGGACGUUACACUCCGUGGGUAGAAUAG